GCUGUGAUAUGGAAUAUCUCGAACAUCAGAAGUUUAGUGGUCGCUGACUGGCAUUGGUGAGCUGACCGACCCAUUAGAUAUUUGUCCUCACUUCGUUAGGCGAACGACCACCUUCAUCAAUUCACUUCCGGAAAACAAGCUAGAGCAGAGAAAUUGAGAUCAUUUCGUUGUUAUGAAGCAUUCUCUUCUCUUUUCAAAUCGAAGGGCAGGUAGCAUGGUAAUCGCUGACAUGGCAUCGAUUCAUCAACCAAUCCUUUCCAUCAUAAAUGCAACACCAUCUUUGGUCGAGUCGAUAUAUCAAUCUAAGUCAUCCUUACGAUCGCACCAACGACUCGCAACCUCGUGUGUAAAGGCAACUUCUUUCAUCAAGGGAAGUGUCAAAGUCCCAAAUCAUUGCUUUGACUGCUACUCAGGCGCAGAGCUGAGUGUGGUCGUCACCAUGGCUCGCUCCAUUCGACUCGCUUUCCCUCUUCUCUUCAUCAUCGCGUUUCUCUUCAGCACCGUCACAGCCGUUGUCACUACAAACACUGCAGUUCCUACCAACGAGCACGAUUGGAGUUGGUUCGUAGACAAAGAUUACUUCUGCUCCAACAAUAAUCCCGAGGUCCAAAAUGGAUGCAGAGCAGCAGGCACAUGUUUCUACCCCAUCCAUUUCGCCAACCUCAGCCGAUGCGAUUUUUACGUUCAGUGUGUGAUGGACGAGGGAUCUUUGAAAAAGAGCAAGAAGACUGCGAAAGCUCGUCUGCGUUCUUGUGGCGGAUCUCCUGAGUCUGCGGAGUUCAGUCCUCUCACCAGGAAAUGCGAGCCCAAAGGUGCGGAGGGCACUUGUAGUUAUUACGAGAAUUGGAAGAGGCCAACACAUUGGGGGCGGCGCCUCGCUGCAAGGGACCGCGAUCUAGUCAUCCGAGAUGGACCGAGGGGUGCGAUCCUAUCCACAGAAUGGGCAACCAAAACAUUUUGCAAAACCAACCCCGAGGUAGAUGAAGGAUGCAAAGUAAAGGGAGGGUGCAAAUACUCACUAUAUUGCGGUGCCUACGUCGAGUGUGUGAUGAUAGAGUCGGUCUCAUUCAAAAAGGCGCACGCUCAUUUCAGAUAUUGCCCACAGCGACCCAAUGCUACCGAAUUCAACAGUGUGACCCGGAGGUGUGAAAUUAGGGGCAGCUCGGGCACAUGUAGUGCGAAGCAACAAGGACAUCACCUUCCUGGGCGGGCCAUAGACCCUGGACAAGGCAUCGGUCUCCGCUAAAGCGUGCAGCGAUCCCAUGUAUCACACCAAUGGAGAAAAAUAACGCAAAGGACUUAAAACCUGUAGCGCCGCUAUUGGGGGUGAUUGCAUCUCCUACGUCGAGUGUGCUCCUGGCUUUACAGGAUUCGGCUCGGUAAAAAAUUAUUCUCCAAAUCAAAUGUAUAACCCCAGCACACGGCAAUGCGAGUCUGCCAACGCGAAUGGCACCUGUUGGCAAAAACAACCAUUCAAUAAGCUUGCUCAGCGUACGAGCACCUCCGUACCAGUCAAAGUUUGAUCGGGAUACCGGAAUAUCCAAGCUUCCAAACGUACCGAA
Messenger RNA from Hyaloscypha bicolor E, 1562 nucleotides. RefSeq lists its product as uncharacterized. The record is from RefSeq and is a predicted model, not a curated record. Lineage: Eukaryota; Fungi; Ascomycota; Leotiomycetes; Helotiales; Hyaloscyphaceae. Bases 173 to 1246 code for a protein of 357 amino acids. The transcript has 3 exons.